AUGGACGCACGACAAGCAGACUACCCGCAGUCAGGUUUGAGCUCGCCCUACCCAACCUUUCCUGAACCAGUUUCUGAGGGAACCUCUGCAGAUCAAGCAUCUGCUGCGCAAUACCCUCCCCAAGGACAAGAUCCUCGCUCUUCCAACCUCACACCCAGCUCAGACUACAGUCUGAAUCCCUCGUCUGCUCGAUCAGGCUCAUUUCCCGAAUACAUUCAGCGUUCGUAUCAACCAGCUGCUCAAGGGCAAGCUCCCGGUGGUAUGGCGCAACAACAGAGUCCGUCAAUGCCUAUCCCAGAUGGUCAAGCAAAUGGCCAUCAAUCACCACAGCAACUCAAGUCUGACUCGGAUGUACCUAUAGAUCCAUCAAUCGCCGCCCAGACGAGCCCGACUUACGCCAGUCACCAACAGCAAUACUCUCCCUACACGCCCCACCACGACAUGCAGCACUACCCGGGCCAACCCCAAACACCCAUGGGCUACCCAUCGCGCCCUGAAUGGGCUGGCCAUUACCCUCAGCCAGGCAUGCACUACGGUCAUCCCGCCUCUUCAGGUCCCCCGGCGCCUGCAAUGGUUUCUCCUGUUCAGCGACCACCAACUGGCGGACACCCCUUGUCUACAGUCUACUCAUUUGUUCCCAUUCCUGGCGCACAGCAACACAAGCGACCACGUCGGCGAUAUGAGGAAAUUGAGCGCAUGUACAAGUGCGGCUGGAACGGGUGCGAGAAGGCUUACGGUACUCUGAACCACUUGAACGCCCACGUUACCAUGCAAUCUCAUGGCUCAAAGCGAACACCAGAAGAAUUCAAGGAAAUUCGCAAGGAGUGGAAGGCCAAGAAGAAGGAGGAAGAGGCCGCCCGCAAGGCUGACGAGGAGCGACACCGUGCCGACGCGCAGCAGCGCGCUCACGAGGGUGGUGCCCCCGAAGCUCCCGUCUACGGACAGAUGCGACAGUCAGUUGGUGUCCCCGGGCAAGCGCCCCAACAUCCUCAACUCCCUCCGAUCGGGUAUCAGCCUGCCGCCUCUGGCAACACGGCUGCCCCUCAAUACGGCACCCAAAGCCCCGGUCUUCCGGAGGGAAUGGCUCAGUAUGCCACCCCCAACAGCAAUGCGUACAACAGUCCCAAUAGUAACAGCAGCAGUUAUCCACAAUCGCCCUAUGGACAGAAUCCUCAAAUGUACCAACAGAACCACUAA
Bipolaris zeicola 26-R-13 is the source of this 1197-nucleotide messenger RNA. RefSeq lists its product as uncharacterized. Gene Ontology annotation, biological process: regulation of DNA-templated transcription. The transcript has 3 exons. The record is from RefSeq and is a predicted model, not a curated record. The coding region runs from base 1 to 1197 and encodes 398 amino acids. Lineage: Eukaryota; Fungi; Ascomycota; Dothideomycetes; Pleosporales; Pleosporaceae.